Pogonomyrmex barbatus (red harvester ant) is the source of this 1977-nucleotide messenger RNA. RefSeq names its product transcription factor p53 (gene p53). Gene Ontology annotation, cellular component: nucleus. Gene Ontology annotation, molecular function: DNA-binding transcription factor activity, RNA polymerase II-specific; RNA polymerase II cis-regulatory region sequence-specific DNA binding. Gene Ontology annotation, biological process: apoptotic process; regulation of transcription by RNA polymerase II. The record is from RefSeq and is a predicted model, not a curated record. NCBI's taxonomy places the organism in Eukaryota, Metazoa, Arthropoda, Insecta, Hymenoptera, Formicidae.
AAAGAAGCACAAAUCGAACAAAUUAGUACUCAUGGAAAUAUAUCGCAUUAUUGCCAGAUUUUUGCUACGUUAGAUAGAGGGACCUGAAGGGAUCUUUUUCGAACAAAGAACUGUCAGCCUUUCAUUGGCGACUUGUCGGUAAUGGUGUACUGUGUGUCGUCAUUCGUUCUUUGAUCAAUCUUGAGAUAAAAACUGCGAAUAUGGUAAGCACGAAUGCAUUUUCGGACUCUCAGGAAUCUGAGUUGAUAGAUGAGGAAACUUACAAGGACAUCGAAAACACAUUCGGAGGUACUUUGCCAUUGCCGGAAAAUAUAUCCGAAUUUGAUGUCCCCGAACAAAAAUACGAUAUCUCACAACCUGACCUAUCAACAAUUGAGGAAAAAAUUUCUAUUGGAGAAAAGGGGUUAAGAAGAAAAUUACAAAUGGAAGAAGAAGAAGAAUAUUUUCUCACUCAAUUAUAUCCGUCACUCAACGAUUAUUCAAAUCAAUUAAAUUUCCAAUAUUCUUUUGGGGAUGGUGGUGGUCAGGAUUGGGUGUAUUCGCAGUCAUUGAAGAAAGUUUUUAUCAAAAUGGAAAAGACUCUACCUUUACGAUUUUCGUGGGAGCCGUCAACUUCAGGUUUAUUCUUACGCACAGAAUUAGCUUUUGUAUUAGAACAAUAUAAAAGCGACCCUGUUAAACGAUGUCAUAAUCAUAUUGCAUUAACUAAUCCUGUCAAUCAAAACAUGAAUCCUGACAGAAUUAAACAUGUAGUACAUUGCGUUAAUCAUGCUUCUAGUAUGUAUCAAGAAGAAAAUGAACAUCUUUCUAUCUUAACGCCACUUUGCAAACCCGAAGCUGGUUCACAAUAUGUACCAAUGUGUUUCAAAUUUUUUUGCAAAAAUAGUUGCACAUCUGGCAUGAAUCGUAGACCAACAGAAUUGAUAUUUACUUUAGAGAAUAAUAAUGGGCAGAUUUUGGCUCGUCGAACAUUAUUAGUUAGAGUAUGUAGCUGUCCAAAACGAGAUAAACAAAAAGAGGAAACAGAAUUAGAGCCAAUACCUGUUAAACGAAAGCUUGUUUUACCACCAGCUAAAAAGAUGCCAUCCUCAUCUGAUAUGCUUGUUUAUAAAGUAGAAUUAAAUAUUGUCGGUAAAGAGAAUUAUUUGUCCGUCUAUAAACACGCAUAUGAUGUUAUGGCCGGUCAAGCGGCGAGAACUGGUAUGCAUGAAUUUUUUAAGCCAUAUAUGGAUGAUAUAUUACAUAACAUGCCUUAAAAAGACAUAUGUUUUAAAUUUUCUUUUUACAUUACUUAUUUUUUAAAAAACUACUUAUUUUUUUAAAAAGUAGAUUAUGAAUUUUAAUCAUUCGUUAGCAAAAAUUUAUCUUUGCUUCUUAGUAUUUGAUAAGUUUGCAUGUUCAUGUUAUUAUAAAUAAUUGUGAUUUUAUUACAUAUAAUUCGAUUCAUAAUCAAAAAUUAAAGAUACUAGCGUGAAUCGCUAGAAAUACUUCAAAGAAUUUUAUACGACGUAUAUUAUAAUAAUAUUAAGUUAAUAAUAAUAUCUAUUCAAUUGUCUUUCAUGAUAUAUAGAACGUUCUAAAAUUUAGGAAUCAAAACUUAGAACUUUAACAGGAAGAUAUUUUAAAAGUCAAUAAAAAAUGCACAAAUAUCUUUCUCUUUUUCUGACUUUUUAAACAUUUUUUUUUAAAGAUCGACUUGUAUAUGUAUUUAUUUAUAAUAGUAAACAUGUUUACAAUCUGAUAUUCUAAGUAAUAAUUUUACGAACUUAUUUCUUAAUUUUUUAAGAAUAUUCCUGUUUUAACAUUUGUUCGCGAAUUUUAGAACUCUGCAUGAUAUUACUCGUGCAAACUUAUAAAUUAAUUAUUUUGUUUGCUGUUAUCUCAUAUAAGAUAAUUGAUACAAUAUGUGUUAUAAGUUACUACUUGUUAAGACAUUGUAUCAUUGAAAAAUAAAUAAUUUUGUUACUUCUCUCAAAA